CGUUUCCAUCCAGGUGCCGCCGGCGCCUCGUCUCGUCUUCGUCUUAUCUUCCUCUCCCUCCAUUCUACCUCUCCGUUCUUGGAUUUCAUCUUCAAAUCGCCUUCCCUCUUCCACUCCAACCCACACCUAUCCGGACAUCGUCCGAUAGCCGUAUUGCGCAGACACGGCAUGAAGGUCCUCGUACCCACUUUGCUCGCUGGAGCAGCCAGCGCUGCCGUCCCGCAAUGGCAGCAACCGCUCCUCCCCGGCAGCUUCCAAGACGCCCUCACGGCUCCCAUCGACAAGGCGACGUCAUGGACCAAGUCCUGGGAUUGGCUCGAGAAUGAGAUGAAGCACCUCACCGGUGAGGCUCGCGCAGUGUGGGAUGAGGUCGCUCUCAUGUUCCCCGAGAGCAUGAGCUCCGCGUCCUUCUUCAGUCUGCCGAAGCCGCAUGUCCGCAAGCCGGACAGCCACUGGGACUUCCAUACCAGCGGAAAGGCCAUCCAGGAUGUGUGGGUGAUGAACAAGGAUGGAGAGCAAGAGCGUGAGCUCGAUGGCGAUCUCAGGGCCUUCACCCUUCGCACGAAGAAGGUCGAUCCGAGGAAGCUCGGCGUGGACAAGGUGAAGCAAUACUCCGGCUACCUCGACGACAAUGAGAACGACAAGCAUCUGUUCUACUGGUUCUUCGAGUCUCGCAACGACCCCAAAAAUGAUCCCGUCCUGCUCUGGUUGAACGGUGGACCCGGCUGCUCUUCGUUGACCGGUUUGUUCAUGGAGCUUGGUCCCUCCUCCAUCACCGAGAAGGGCGAGACCAAGUUCAACCCCAGCAGCUGGAACGCCAACGCCUCCGUCAUCUUCCUUGAUCAGCCCGUCAACGUUGGAUACUCCUACUCUGGCAGCGGCGUCUCCAACACCGUCGCUGCUGGCAAGGACGUCUACGCCCUCUUGACUCUCUUCUUCAAGCAAUUCCCCGAAUACGCCAAGCAGCCCUUCCAUAUCUCUGGCGAGUCCUACGCUGGCCACUACAUUCCCGUCUUUGCCUCGGAAAUCCUGUCUCACAAGAAGCGCAACAUCAACCUGCAAUCCGUUCUCAUCGGCAACGGUCUGACUGACGGUCUCACCCAAUACGAUUACUACCGACCUAUGGCCUGCGGUGAUGGUGGCUGGCCUGCUGUUCUUGGCGCCCAAGAGUGUGCAGGCAUGGACAAUGCGCUCCCUCGCUGCAAGAGCCUGAUCGAAUCCUGCUACAACAGUGAGAGCGUAUGGUCUUGCGUGCCCGCUUCCAUCUACUGCAAUAACGCAAUCAUUGGCCCCUACCAGCGCUCUGGUCAGAACCCAUACGACGUGCGCAAGAAGUGUAAGGGAAGCAACCUCUGCUACGACGAGCUCGAUUGGAUCCAGGGCUACCUCAACAAGAAGGACGUCAUGGAGGCCUUGGGCGCGGAAGUGGACAGCUACGACAGCUGCAAUUUCGACAUCAACCGCAACUUCCUCUUCGCUGGCGACUGGAUGCAGCCAUUCCAUCGUCUUGUCCCGGGCAUCUUGAAGGAGAUUCCUGUGUUGAUCUAUGCCGGUGAUGCUGAUUUCAUCUGUAACUGGCUUGGAAACUUGGCAUGGACGACGCAGUUGGAGUGGCCUGGCCAGAAGAACUACGCCAAGGCCCCAAUGGAGGACUUGAAGUUGGCCGCCGACGAUUCCAAGAUUGGAUCCGUCAAAUCCGCCGGCAACUUCACGUUUGUGAGGAUUCAUGCCGGAGGCCACAUGGUGCCCUACGAUCAACCGGUUGCCAGCCUCGACAUGUUGAACAGAUGGUUGAGCGGCGAGUGGAUCGAGUCGUGAGCCACUCCGCAGACGGUGGACCUAGAAGACGUGAAUCGUGGUAAUUGUGUGACACGGUGAAGCACGUCCGCUCACACCAAACAUAAUCUACUUUCGUGUAGCUAGAAUUAAAUUCACGGGCCAGCGCCCUCGAAUCUUGCCAU
Neohortaea acidophila is the source of this 1961-nucleotide messenger RNA. Its product is annotated as cpy like protein carboxypeptidase. The transcript has 2 exons. Gene Ontology annotation, cellular component: fungal-type vacuole. Gene Ontology annotation, molecular function: serine-type carboxypeptidase activity. Lineage: Eukaryota; Fungi; Ascomycota; Dothideomycetes; Mycosphaerellales; Teratosphaeriaceae. The coding region runs from base 169 to 1818 and encodes 549 amino acids. Gene Ontology annotation, biological process: proteolysis. The record is from RefSeq and is a predicted model, not a curated record.